Molecule: messenger RNA, 3489 nt
Organism: Aspergillus tanneri
Lineage: Eukaryota; Fungi; Ascomycota; Eurotiomycetes; Eurotiales; Aspergillaceae
Gene: UTP25
Product: rRNA-binding ribosome biosynthesis protein utp25
Exons: 7
Coding region: 1-3489 (1162 amino acids)
Biological process (GO): maturation of SSU-rRNA from tricistronic rRNA transcript (SSU-rRNA, 5.8S rRNA, LSU-rRNA)
Cellular component (GO): membrane; small-subunit processome; nucleolus
Molecular function (GO): U3 snoRNA binding; rRNA binding
Source: RefSeq, a predicted model, not a curated record
AUGGCCCCUCCUCGAAACAGAGGCUUCAAAGGUCGGGGCAAGGUCCCUGUGACCAAUGCAAGAAGACGAGAUGGCUUCUCGUCCUCCCGACUAGACGAGAUACAGUCGGAAGAAUGCUCUUCGGGGAGAGAAGAAUCUACUAUAGAAGAGAUAGAUGAUGGAAUGGACUACGAGGAACUUGUCGAUGGAGGGUCAUCAGACAGCGAAGAAGAUGACCACGAGGAUCAGGAAUCCGGGCGUCCCUAUACGGAAUUGCUCCAACUACUCAAUACUAGCUCGGACAGCAAAGGGCCAGCCCGGAAAAAGAGAAAGGUCGAGGAAAAAGCCAAUGAAGCGGAACGCGACGCUGAGAUGUUCCCCCGUGGCGGAGGGGAUGACGAGUCGCUUGCAGACGUGGAUCUAGAGCAGCGAGAAUCCGAGGAUGAGGAGGAUGAGGAGGAUGAGGGCUUGGAAGAAGUGGACAUCGAUGAACCCGAAGGAGGCGAUGAGGACGAUGACAAUGAUCCGUUCGAAACGCAUUUUACAACUCCACCGGAAGAUGAAUUAUCUAAGAAGAUCCAGGCUGCGAAGGAAAACCAGUGGCGGACCGUCAAAAAAGAACUUCCAGAAGGGUUGAAAUUGGUGCAAGCGGUGCCGGACAUCGGAAAUGACGUCCCUUUGCACCUGGCCAUGAAGAACGUUGGCAAUGUGAAGCUCAAGAAGAAGCUCAGUGGACCCGCUACGGAGCACAUCCGGGAAAUCAGCGGACAUGCUCAGCAUCUUGCUCCGUAUAUCUUCAAUUACCAGGAUGUCUUGUAUGGUGCCAGAACCACGUCUAACACAGUUGCUAUGCGGGAUCUUUUGGCCGUCCAUGCGGCCAAUCAUGUGUUGAAGACGCGGGAUCGCGUGCUCAAAAACAAUGCUCGCAUUGCGAAAGAACCGGAUGCCGACCUCGAUGUACGGGAUCAAGGCUUCACCAGGCCCAAGGUGCUCUACCUGCUGCCGACCCGACAAGCAUGCGUGCGUGCGGUGGAGGCGAUCGCCCGAUUCUACCAACCCGAGCAGCAAGAAAAUAAGAAACGGUUCCUCGAUACCUUUUCUGCAGACGAUGACGAGGGCUGGGAGAACAAACCGGACGAUUUUCGAGAGCUCUUUGGAGGGAACGAUGACGAUAUGUUCCGACUGGGUCUGAAGUUCACUCGCAAGACCAUCAAAUUCUUUGCGCAGUUCUACACCUCCGAUCUCAUCCUGGCUAGUCCCCUGGGUCUGCGCACCAUCAUGGAUCAAGCUGACGCCAAAAAACGAGAUCACGACUUCUUGUCGUCCAUCGAGGUCGUGAUCGUCGACCACACCGAUGCCCUGUUGAUGCAGAACUGGGGCCAUGUCGAUUACAUCUUCCAACACCUGAACCUGCAGCCCAAGGAGGCGCACGGAUGUGACUUCAGCCGGGUUCGCACAUGGUACCUGGACAACAACGCACGCUACCUGCGACAGCUGAUCAUGUUAACGUCCUUCGUGACGCCGGAGAUCAACUCGGUCUUCUCGUCGCAGAUGCGCAAUGUAGCCGGCAAGAUCAAAUUGACGCCCGUGUACGCGGGAGCAAUCUCAGAAGCAACCAUGAUGCCCAUGGCAGUCAAGCAGACCUUCUCGCGGCUCGACUGUCUCUCGCCGGCUAAAGACCCGGAUGCGCGAUUCAAGCACUUCACGACGACGGUGCUGUCGUCACUCGUGCGCAACAUCACCUCGAGUCGUGGCAAAAACGGCGGCGGCACCCUGAUCUUCAUCCCGUCGUACCUGGAUUUCGUACGCAUCCGGAACCACUUCGCCACGUCGACGCAGACCAGUAAUAUCUCGUUUGGGGCCAUCUCCGAAUAUACGGAUGCUCGCGACGUCAGCAGAGCGCGCACGCAUUUUAUGACCGGGCGACACUCCGUACUCCUCUACACGGAGCGAUUCCAUCAUUUCCGUCGGUACCAGAUCCGUGGUGUCAAGCGGGUGAUCAUGUACGGGCUGCCAGAGAACCCGACGUUCUGGGGCGAAAUGGUCGCGAUGCUGGGACUGGGUCCGGCCGGGGUGGUCGAGGCCACCGGCGAAGGAGGCGUGCGGGCACUGUUCUCCAAAUGGGAUGCGUUGAAGCUGGAGCGGAUUGAUGUCCAUCCCCAUCAGCAGUCAGCUUCGGAUGUCACUUACGAUACGAAUCCCCCCUCCUUAUUUUCAAGAUUUGGCUGGAUGACAUCUCGACGGACGGAUCCCGAUGACGUGCGAAGACCUUUUCUGGGGUCGACAGCACCCUCCUCGCCGUGGUGGCAACGCACGCAAAAAUCCGCCCGCGAGGCCUGGGCUCGGGGCAAAGGAAUGAUUCUGGUGCUGCUGUCGCAGUUCUUUGGAUCGUCCAUGAAUGUGAUGACGAAAACGCUGGAGAUGGAGGGAAAUAAUGGACGGGGUUUCACUCCGUUUCAGAUCCUCUUCGCUCGCAUGUCCAUCACAGUGGUGGCGAGCUAUCUCUACAUGUGGUACGCCCAGGUACCGCAUCCCUUCGGUACCCGAUCUGAGCUCGGAUUGCUGCUGCUGCGCGCUACAGGGGGGUUUUUCGGGGUUUACGGACUGUACUACUCGGUGCAGUACUUACCGCUGUCGGAAGCCACAGUACUGACGUUCCUGGCGCCCAUCCUGAGUUGCUACGCCUGUUCGUUCUUCAUCCCGCAUGAAAGCUUCACGAUUAAGCAGCAGCUGGCUGCGUUGAUGUCGCUGGCGGGCGUGGUCUUGAUCGCGCGGCCGUUCUCCCACUCUGACGAGGAGUCGGCCGACACAACCCACCGGACGCUGGCAAUCAUCAUGGCUUUGGUCGGGGUGCUUGGCGCGUCGUGCGCAUACUCCGCCAUCCGGAUGAUUGGUCCACGAUGCCAUCCCCUGGUAUCGGUGACGUAUUUCUCGCUCGUCACGACGGUGGUGUCGCUCGUAGCCAUGCUGGUGAUCCCCUCGGUGCCGCUGGAGUUGCCAGGCACUGCGUUGGAAUGGACCUUGCUGACCGGAUUGGGUGUGUGUGGCUUUCUGCUCCAGUUUCUGCUUACGGCCGGGUUAUCGUACGUGCCGCCACCACCGCGCCGGAAGGAGAAACAGGUCAACAGUCUGUAUGGGAGUGACGAUAAUGGUCAAUCGGAUGACGAGAGUGCACCGCGGCCAUCGUCGUCGGGAUCCCGGGCCACAUUCAUGCUGUAUACGCAGAUGCUAUUUGCGGUUUUCUACGACCGAGUGGUCUGGGGGAGCUCGUUGUCGGCGGUGAGCUGGGUGGGAUCGGGACUCAUCCUAGUCAGCGCCAUGUACGUAGCGAUGGCGCGGGAGAGCCGACCCGACCGAGAGUCUUGCGCCGGAGAGGCAGACGAGCCGAUCGAGGGGAGUCAGGAUGCAGACAGCGAUGCAGAGCGACGUCAUGGAGGAGGAAUGCUGGGGAGAAAGGCGGGGAAAACAACGCAUGAAGCGGCGGACGCGGCAGGCGGUCGGACGAUCUGA